AUGAGUGUUAUCUCAGAACAAAGAAAACUGGGAGACAGCUUUAGGGGUUGCCGUUAUUGCAAGAGGGCAGGCCAUGAGGAGCAGAAUUGCUUCAAGAAGAUGAGGGAUGAGGGUCGUCCUAUACCGAAUCGAGUUCAGCAAGCCAACCCGCCUACACGCCAAAAUCCGCAGGGCCGCCUGUAUGCCAUUAUGUCACCCAAAGACGCAAACCCAAACCCCAACUUAAUAGAAGGUACGACUUUCAUUCAAAAUUUUCCUAUUGUCCUUUUGUUCGAUUGUGGAGCUACUAUAUCCUUCAUCUCAAAUUUUAUAGUCGAACGAUUGAAUCUAGAACUAAAAUACACCAAAGAACUUAUCACCGUGGCAUCGCCCCAGGGAAAUAUGAUAGAACUGAACAAGUACUAUGAACACCCCAUCACUAUAGCAGAUGUCGACAUCCCAGUCGAUCUAGUAAAAGUAAACAUGAAAGGAUUCGACGUGAUCCUUGGGAUGGAUUGGCUUGACUAG
Messenger RNA from Magnolia sinica, 507 nucleotides. RefSeq lists its product as uncharacterized. The coding region runs from base 1 to 507 and encodes 168 amino acids. The transcript has a single exon. The record is from RefSeq and is a predicted model, not a curated record. NCBI's taxonomy places the organism in Eukaryota, Viridiplantae, Streptophyta, Magnoliopsida, Magnoliales, Magnoliaceae.